CUCUAGUCGACGCGAUUGUUUUGAUUACAUUUGUAAACACAAUUCUUUAGUUUCUUUUAGAUUCAACCAAUUAUUCAAAAUGACGGAGUACUGGAAAUCCAAUGAACGCAAGUUCUGCGACUUUUGCAAAUGCUGGUUGAGCGACAACAAGGCGAGCAUCGCCUUCCACGAAAGUGGCAAACGGCACAAAAUGAAUGUGGCCAAGAGGAUCACAGACAUCAGCCGCAGCAGCGAGAAAUCCGAGAGGGAGCGCCAGAAGAUGGAUGCCGAGAUCCGAAAAAUGGAGGAGGCAGCCAUGAAGUCGUACGCUCAGGAUGUCCACGCUCGCGGGGACAUGACCGCCCGCUCCAUAAGCACUGUGAUGAGGGCCACGGCCGGCGCCUCGAGUAGCUCUGCGAGUUCCCAUUCCGCCGGCAGAUCUCGUCAGGUAGAUCCCAUGCGGCUGGAAGGAGACUCAGAUGAGGAGGAGGACAACAGAAGAGUUACCGUGGGAAAGGUGGGGACCGAUGCCACUGCACCUGAUGCGUCCCUGUGGGUGGAAGGAAAAUCAGAUGAGGGCCACACCUACUACUGGAACGUCAAGACAAACGAAUCUGUGUGGGAGAAACCCAAAGAGGGAUUUCUCUCCUACGAGGAGUAUGAGCGGAUCAACCAGCUGGCCAUGGACCAGCAGCAAAUCUCCCAGGAACAGGAAUCCCUGCGGUUUCGCGAGAACGCUGACGAGGAAGUGGCACGGGUAAAUCGGGAGCGAAUGAAAGCUUUCCGUAAGCCAGAGAAUCCCAAGGAGAAGAAGCAAAAGGAGGAGAAGCGACAGACAUUCAAGACCGAGGAGGAAGCGGCCACCAAGGAGAUCGGUCAGUGGCAGACCGUGGAAGUCAAACCUCCUGAGGCCCCCAUCGACUGGCAGCUGCCCCAAACAGACUACUACAAUACUGCUCCAGUGAUUUCUGCUCCUUCCGAAGCCGAGCCACCUGUAAAGCGCUUCAAGGAGAAGACCAUAUCGGGUCUGGACGAGGAGGCUGCCUCCAGUGCCCCCGCCACUUUCAAAAGAAAGUUUAUCAAAAAGGGAAAUAGCCGUCAAAGGGUAGACGAUUGAAAGCUACAUAGUUAAAAAUAAAGUAAUCUUUAGAAAAAUA
This is a messenger RNA of Drosophila bipectinata, 1136 nucleotides long. RefSeq names its product WW domain-binding protein 4. Lineage: Eukaryota; Metazoa; Arthropoda; Insecta; Diptera; Drosophilidae. Gene Ontology annotation, cellular component: precatalytic spliceosome; nucleus. Gene Ontology annotation, biological process: mRNA splicing, via spliceosome. Gene Ontology annotation, molecular function: protein binding; RNA binding; zinc ion binding. The record is from RefSeq and is a predicted model, not a curated record.